Medicago truncatula (barrel medic) is the source of this 2087-nucleotide messenger RNA. RefSeq names its product MACPF domain-containing protein At1g14780. The record is from RefSeq and is a predicted model, not a curated record. Bases 39 to 1898 code for a protein of 619 amino acids. NCBI's taxonomy places the organism in Eukaryota, Viridiplantae, Streptophyta, Magnoliopsida, Fabales, Fabaceae. The transcript is spliced from 7 exons. Gene Ontology annotation, cellular component: plasma membrane. Gene Ontology annotation, biological process: plant-type hypersensitive response; regulation of salicylic acid mediated signaling pathway.
CUUAUGUUAUGUACAUGUAUGUGUUGUAGUUGUUGAAUAUGGAAGAUGAGGGUGGUAGUUCGAUGAUGUUUCCAAUGGAGAAGAGAGCUUUGGAUUGUCUUGGUAAAGGUUUUGAUCUAACAAGUGAUUUUAGAAUGAAAUUUUCUAAGGGAUUAAUUAAUGGUGGAAGAUUAGUGGUAAUUGAUGAAAUGAACAAGAGAGAUAUUAUGGUACCAGGUGGUGUUACUAUUAAAGAUGUUUCAGAAGAUAUUCGUUGUGACAAAGGUGAUCGUGUGAGGUUUAAAUCUGAUGUUCUUCAAUUCAAUCAGAUGUCUGAAAUGCUGAACCAGAAAUCAGCCAUACAAGGAAAAAUUCCUUCUGGAUAUUUUAAUGCUGUAUUUGAUCUAAGUGGUGAUUGGUUUCGUGAUGCUCAAGACAUCAAAUCUCUUGCUUUUGAUGGUUACUUCAUUUCUCUUUACAAUUUACACUUAACUGCUUCACAUCUAAUACUGCAAGAGGAACUUAAAAAGUCUGUUCCAGCACACUGGGAUCCAGCUUCAUUGUCCAGGUUUAUUGCGACAUAUGGUACACACAUAAUAGUAGGCAUGGCUGUUGGAGGUCAAGAUGUCAUUUGUGUCAAACAAAAACAUUCUUCAAAGGUUCCUCCUGGUGAUCUCAGAAGACAUUUGGAGGAUUUAGGAGAUUUUUUAUUUUCAGAUUUAAGAAGCCCUUCUCUACUAGAGAGGAAGACAACAACAACAGAAGCCAAACAAAAAGUCCCAGAGGUUUUUAAUCGUGUCUUGCAAUCAAGCACAAUGCAGUUCACAAGUAUUUCAGAAACAUCAAGCAAAGAUGGACUCACUAUUAUUUGCUCAAAAAGAGGAGGAGAUGUGUUUAAGCACAGUCACUCGAGUUGGCUCCAAACAAUGGCGUCUAAUCCUGAAGCAAUCCACUUCAAGUUUGUUCCUAUUUCAUCACUUCUCACAGGAAUUCCUGGAAGUGGCUAUCUUAGUCAUGCAAUCAAUUUGUAUUUAAGAUAUAAGCCUACUCCUGAUGACUUACAAUACUUCUUGGAGUUUCAAAUUCCCAGGGAAUGGGCACCUAUGUUUUCUGAGCUACCUCUGAGACAUCAAAGGAAAAAGACUUAUUCUCCUCCACUACAAUUUAGUUUCAUGUCUCCAAAGCUUCAUAUCAACUCUACACAGGUAGUAAGUGAACAAAAACCGGUGGUUGGCCUCCGAUUAUACUUGGAGGGAAGGAAAUGUGAUAAACUUGCAAUUCAUAUACAUCAUCUUUCAAGCCUCCCAAAUACAAUGACACUCUCUUCAAGCACCACGACUAUGUGGCGAGGAUCCGAUGAGGACGAAUCCAGCAACCAGUUUGCCGAACCAAUAAGAUGGAAGAAAUUCGCGCAUGUGUGCACCUCAGUGGUCAAGUAUGACCCCAACUGGUUGCACGAAUCAAAUUCAAGCGGGGUUUAUAUCGUAACCGGUGCUCAACUCAUCAGCAAAGGGAAUUGGCCUAGGAAUGUACUUCACCUGCGCCUUCUCUUCACUCACAUACCAAAUUGCAGCAUCAGGAAAACAGAAUGGGCUGCUGCACCAGAAGCUUCAAGAAAAUCGACUUUCUUCACAAAUCUGAGCACAACAUUUUCAUUCACACAACAAAGUGUUACUGCUACACAGAAACAGGCCCAACAGGCAGCUGCGGCAGCUGCAACUGCACUAAACUCUGGUGUUUAUCCAAAUGGUCCACCUGUGCCUGUUCGUUCUGCUAAGAUGCUUAAAUAUGUGGAGACAUGUGAGGUUUUGCGCGGCCCACAUGAUGCUCCCGGGCAUUGGUUGGUUAUUGCUGCUAAGCUUGUGACAGAGGGUGGCAAGGUUGGAUUACAGGUCAAGUUUGCAUUGUUAGAUUACUAGUGUUAGGCUAACUGAGACUAUAUGCAGAGAAAUUUUGUUUUGCUUAAUUUUUUUGAUGAAUUACAUACAAAUCACGUGUACAUAUAUAAGAUACUAUUGUACAGUACAGUAUAGCAUAAUACAGUACACAAAAUGAGUGGUGAUGAUUGCCUUUGCCUAAUAGAAAAAUCAAAAUGCGACUAUUCUGCA